UCUCUCUGUCGAAUAAAUAAAAUCUUAAAAAAAAAAAAAAAGCAAAACUUGGACCCGAGAAAAUAAGAUGUACAGUGGUUUCACGAUUGCUGAGUAUGGAGGAAGAUCUUGAACGAAAUUCUAUGAAAGAUGUGAUUGAUAAUUUUAAUUACGUUAAAAUGAAAAACUGAUUUUGACAUGAGAUCGUAAGCAAAGUAAAAAGAGAAGCUGCAGUUUUGGGGAAGGUGUCUGUGAUCAUGUAACUAACACGUCAAGGAUUCCUAAAACUCAGCAGAAGCAGCUCCAUAGAAAAUCCAUCAUUUUGCAGCGGAGGCGGCCUGCGUGGCUGGCCAGGGUCUCCGGCGAGCAAGGAGCGGGCUGAGGCCUAUGAAGCAGAUGGCAGAGCCUCAGCACGGCCAGCACUGGCCACCGCCCUGGGCCGGUGACACCCCAGGUUCAGAGUCGUGUUCUGGAACAUCAGCAUGCAAUGCCCGUACGCACUCAACUUGGCCCUGCACGUGCAGACCUGGCAGCUCACACCAGCCAUGGGGACGCCAGGUGGCCCCUUCCGGGUCGUCCCCACUCAAACCCAGGCAUUCGGCAGGAGGAGGAAGGGACAGGAAGAGGCCUCCUGGGCCUGCAGCUCCCUGGUGCUGACGGCGCCGUCCGACCUCAGGAACAGGGGGAGCACCGUCGUGGGAUAGCGCAGCGAGUCACAAGCCAGCGCCAGUGAAUGCAUAUGCUGGCGUCCUGAGAAGCUGGUGUGACCAGUUUCCCCUCCAAACACAGGGAAACAGGUUGUUCGUAGCCCAGCUCAAGCCAGGUGGUCCAGGUGAGGGGUCCAGGUGAGGGACCCAGGCAGCGCUUCGGGGAGGCUCAGGGGUCCUGGGGAGCAGAGGGGCCGGCCUGAGUCCUGAGUCCUGUGGAUGAACAUGCCCUGGAGGGUCAUCCCACCUGUGGGCUGCACCUCAUGGCCUGUACCCCUGCCUGCAGGCUGGCCGAAGAGCAUCAGUUUUGGAAUUCGAUUACGUAGGCCUGAAUCCCAGCUUGGCCGCUUACUACUCAGCAGUAGUCACACGGCCCUUUCUCCAUCUAUGGGCCCCACCGCCACCCUGCCCCCCAGCCCGGCUCAGCCCUCCGAUGUGCUGACAUGGCCAUGAGGCUGUUUGCAAAAGCAUGCCGUCCCCAGGAGAGCCUGACGCGAGGCCCCGUUCAGAGCUACGUAGGAGGUUCCUCCGUUCCGCGCUCAGCUGAACGCUGGCUCCUCUGCUCAGAUGGGCCAGAGGCACGGGAUCCGUCUGCCUUCACGUCAGGGCAGGAUGCGGGGAGGAGGGUGGGUCUUGGCGCUCCUGCCCUGGUGACUGGCCUGGGCCCGUGGCAGUCUGGGUACAAGUUCAACGGGUCUAUUUUCGGAAGUCGCUGUAAGCCUCUCUGGGGCCGGGAAUGAGGCCACUGUGCUCGGAGCUCAGCAAACCCUCUUACCCGUCCAGGGCUUAACCCCGGCUCCCUUGGCAACAUCACUCAGAGAACUGGGUCGAGUGCAGGACACUCUGAAGGGACAACAGAGACUCUCUGCCCUCAUCUGCCCGGGUGGGCCAGGAUGUUGCUCAGCUUAAGAGGAGGAGACAGAUGCAAAAUGAGGAUAUGAGCAGGAAAAACUGAGAAUCCCUGGAUUUUAUAACCGAAUUGGCUUUUAUCAAAUCAUUUCCAGGGUCCUUUAGUAUUAAAUGUGGCCUACUGCAUGCUGACUCUUUGAAAAUCAGCAACGUGACCACGGUAUCAUGUCAGUGUUCGUGGGGAUCCUGUUUCCGCCGGGCUGGUUAAUUAACAUCUCGUCCCUUCGCUAUGGUGAAUGGCCAGAGUGUGGAGGGGCAGCAGGACCAGAAACUGUCCUAUUUAUUUCUAUUAUAUAGACCACUUUCUGAAUUUUAAUAGCAAAAACUAAGCAUUAAAAUUCAUUAUAACGUGUUGCGUUAACGAGCUAAAAAGUUCUUUGGCAAGACAAACGUGCCUUCCAAGAAGACUCGCUGUGGGAGGUGUGGUUCUUUUUGAGCUGCCCAGGCCCUUGGAUGGCAGAAGUCAACUUAGUGGGUUGUGCUUUCUGUGCUCCUAUGGCCUGGGGCCCCCAAGCCACUAACCCCACUAAGGAAUUUCUCCAAAUUAAGCCAUCGGUUCUCCUUGGGAAUGAAUAGGACAGACUGUAGACCUCACACUACCUGUCCUUCUGUAGUUAGAGGGGUGGGGACGUUUGGCUCCUUCUAGAAUUCUGGGAAAUGUAAUGUCCUGGACCCUCAAGUGUGCAGACAGCACGUAGGACUGACUCUGUGAGCCGACAAGCCCUUAGGGCUCCACGUGUAGACAUCUGUGCCCAGAGCCCCCGUCCUCUGUGAGGCUGCCUGGACCCACAGCUUCUCUGGCCUCCAGGAAGGGGCUCACUGUUGCACUGUCCCCAAGGCUCAGGUGGCCCCGGGCCUGCCCCUCUACCCCACGGCCUCCCUUAGUUGGGUGGGCGGGGGGCGGGCCCCGGCUGCAUGUGUCGGCUCCAGGGACCGCGUGUGACCGGUCCUUCUGUGUCCAGCUUAUUUUGUUCACUGAGCACAACGUCCUCGAGGUUCGCCCAUGUAGCAGGUGUCAGGAUCUCCUUCCUGAGGCUGAGUGGUGUCCAUUCCCCUGGAGGCAGACAUGGGCUUGCAUCCGCCUUUUGGCGGGUGUGAGUGCCGCUGCUAUGGACCCAGCGUGCAGGCUCCUGCUUUCCACCGGCAGACUCUCGCUGCUGCACGCUGGGGCCUCGCUGGGGGAGCCGCUCCCAGGGCUCCUGGCGUCUUGCUGCGGAGGCUCCCUGGAACCUUCUGCUUUCCCCCCCAGCGGAGAGGGGGCCAGGGACGCAGUGCCUGGGUUUCUGCUCUCGUCCGUGUGGCAGAUUACUACAGUCCCGCCAUGCUGGGCCUGCAGACGGACCAGGAGGUCCUGGGGGAGCUGGUGAGGACCAAGCUGCCGGCGGUGGCGGCCCUGAUGGAUGGACACGGCGUCCUGUGGACCCUGGUUGUGUCGCGCUGGUUCAUCUGCCUGUUUGUGGACAUCCUGCCCAUGGAGACAGUGCUCCGAAUCUGGGACUGUUUGUUCAACGAAGGUUCCAAGAUUAUCUUCCGGGUGGCCCUGACCCUAAUUAAGCAGCACCAGGCCUUUAUUUUGGAAGCGACCAGUGUGGCGGACAUCUGUGAGAGGUUCAAGGAGAUCACCAGGGGGAGCUUUGUGACCGAGUGCCACACCUUCAUGCAGAAAAUAUUCACUGAGCCCGGGAGCUUGUCCAUGGCCACCAUCAUCAGGCUGCGCGAGAGCUGCAGGGCCAGGCUGCAGGCGCAGGGCUGACUGGGGCUGCUGUCCGCCGGGGCCGCAAGGCUUCAUUUCCAGGGCUGACCAGUUUUUACUGCUUUCCCUUCUUAGUGCUGUGAAUACUCAAUGUCUCUACGCUUGUGAAUUUUUUUAAAAGAACGAUAUAGAAUUCUGUCAUUCUGUAACUCAGUAUGGGUUAUGAAGUCAUAAAUUUCUAAAAAUGUGUCUUUACUUGAGAUAUUCACUCAUAAAAUGUGAGAUUAUGUAUUUAUAAUAAAGUAUGUCAACACUAUGAGUUUGUGAUUAUCUAUCAGCUUAUCUGCCGACUGAAAAUGAAAACCAAAACAAUAAACUGUCAUUAGCGUUA
Molecule: messenger RNA, 3679 nt
Organism: Leptonychotes weddellii (Weddell seal)
Lineage: Eukaryota; Metazoa; Chordata; Mammalia; Carnivora; Phocidae
Source: RefSeq, a predicted model, not a curated record